CAGCACUCUCGCUUCUGACUCGGAAGUCGGAAUCCUUUGGCACUCAAGGGGAAGGGAAGGCCUUGCGUCAGAUGGACCGGGUGCUGCUUAUCAGAAGGGGGCAGCCGUAGCCUAGUGGUUAAGGAUAUGGGCUUUGGAUCAGAGGGUUGCAGGUUUCGAAUCCUAUCCUUACCACUCCCCACCACACUCCAUCGCUGAGGUGCCGUUGAGCAAGGCACCCAACCCCACACUGCUCCAGAGACUGUAAUGAAUGCCCUGUGCUUAAAACAAAUUGUCGAAGAUGCAGGACUAUGAGGAAGCCAUCAAGUUCUUAGGGGAGUGGGGUACUUUUCAGUGGCUGAUUAUCAUUGUCUUGAGUCUAAGUAUCAUUCCCAAUGGAUACUUGCCCUUAUCGAUGGUCUUCCUGGGAGACAUUCCUCCACAUCACUGCAGGGUCCCAUUCCUGAACAGCAGCUAUGGAGGACUGGGCUACAAUCAGUCCAUCCCGACUGAGGAGCUGAAAGGAGAGAUCAUCCUGAGUCGCUGCAGACGCUACACUGAAAAGGAAGACUCUUACUCUGCCUACAUCGAUGACACAGAGGGCUGUGUGGAUGGUUGGGUGUUCAGCAAGGAGAGAUAUGUGUCUACUAUUGUCACUGAGUGGAAUCUAGUGUGUGAUGAUGCAUGGAAGACUCCCUUUCCAACAACAUGGUUCUUUAUUGGAGUGCUGAUUGGAUCUUUUGGUUCAGGACUUUUGUCAGACAGAUAUGGCAGGAAGAUCACUUUCAUCUCCAUAAAGGCUCUGCAAACUCUGGCCGGUUUUCUUCUGGCUCUCUCUACCAGCUGGGAAAUAUUCUGUGUGGUUUUCUUCGUUGUAGGAUUAACAACCACCGCCAGUUAUUCUAAUACCAUUGUACUCGGCUCUGAGAUACUCAACAAGUCAGCACGUGAGUGUUUUGGGAUCUUGGGGGUUGCCUUAUGCUUUGGCAUUGGCUACUUCAUCCUGCCAGUCUUCGCAUACUUCAUUAGGGAUUGGAGGACACUACAGAUGGGACUGUCUGUGGUGGGAUUAUUAUAUAUGCCCCUCUGUUGGUACAUCCCAGAGUCCCCCCGCUGGCUCAUCACCCAGGGCCGGUUACAGGAAGCAGAGGCCAUCAUUCGAGCUGCUGCCAAGAGGAACGGCAUCACUCCCCCAGAGAAAAUCUUCCAUCUGGAACACAGUGCAGUCACUAGUGAGACCUCUACAAAUGUUGAGAAUAAGUGUAAGUACACAUGGUUGGACCCACUAAAACUGGACAACAUCAGGAACAUCACAGUUUCAAGUAUCAUCAGCGUCAUCACUCUCCCAGACGACAUCAUCCAGCUGUAUCUCAGUUCAGACACAGAGGAAACUGAAAAUGAAUCCAGUGGUCAGGAGAAGUACACUUGGCUGGACCUCGUGAAAACUACAAAUAUGAGGAAUGUUACUGUUAUAAAUCUCACUGCCUGGAUAGCCAUAUCUGUGACGUACUACGGCCUGUCUCUUAACAUCUCCAAUCUGGAUGGGGAUCCGUAUGUCAACAGCUUAAUUUCUGCAGCUACAGAAUUUCUUGGUGUUGCUUUUGUGUGGUUUGUCACACAUUAUGCUCCUCGUCGGUUUGUUCUACCAUUCACUCUGCUUCUUGCAGCGGGCUUGCAGCUGUUCAUCCAACUUGUACCUAAUGAGCUCAGUGGGUUGAUCGUCACUUUGGUAGUGAUAGGAAGACUGGCUUUGACCGGGGCAUAUGCGUUCAUUUAUGUCUAUUCUUCUGAACUCUUCCCCACCGUCAUACGCAACAUGGGAUUGGGUGUGUGCGGUACAGCUGCCGGAAUUGGAAGUGCGGUCUCGCCAUACAUAGCCCAUAUUGGUACAUAUAACAACAUACUACCUUUUAUUCUGAUGGGUACACUUUCUGCAAUCUCGGGUGGCCUGAGCUUGUUGUUGCCAGAGACGAAAGGCGAAAAACUCCCAGAAUUCAUAAGUGAAGUCAAACCUCUCCAGGGUUUUGGCUUCAAGUUAAGGUGUGAUACAAACAGUGUGGAUGGUAAUGUGGGCAGUAAUGCACAAACAGAAGAAGAGGAUCCAAAUUUGACAAGACAGUUUAACACAUUAAAUGGCAUUGACUGUCUUAGGUGAAGGUGAGACCUUACCCUGAGCUUAAAGGAUGUGACCGCUAUUAAGCACACUUAGCCCCUUUUCUGAGUUGUCUGCAAAGCAAUCCCACCGUUUUUUUUUGUGUGUGCCUGUUUUUUUCUGUUGGUUAGUUGCAAGUGUCAUACCAAAGUAUGGCUCCUGUUGUAUGUUACUUUUUAUUUUGUUUCCAUAGGAUAUCACCACAUAAAUGCUAACAGGGUUACAGAAAAGGUGACAAACCAAAAUCUUCAUUCAUAUCCCCUGGUGAUAGAGUGAAGACAAUGUAUGCAAAUGCUUCUGUAUUGUAAGGGUUGUAUAGAGAAAAAUGUUCACAAAUCUUUGCGGUUUUACCCCAUAAAGGGUUUAUCUGAGGGUUUUUAUAUUGUUGCAUGUAUAGAAUAAAUGUAAAAUGCUACUCUUGCAAUAGUUUUAAUAUACAGGGUUUUAUACUUUUAUUUGUUUUUAUACUGUAUAUUUUAUAAUAAAACUAACCCUCUCGGUUGAUGAGGUGAAAUAGAA
Engraulis encrasicolus (European anchovy) is the source of this 2650-nucleotide messenger RNA. Its product is annotated as solute carrier family 22 member 4-like. Gene Ontology annotation, biological process: quaternary ammonium group transport; transmembrane transport. The record is from RefSeq and is a predicted model, not a curated record. Gene Ontology annotation, molecular function: quaternary ammonium group transmembrane transporter activity. The coding region runs from base 281 to 2134 and encodes 617 amino acids. The transcript is spliced from 13 exons. Lineage: Eukaryota; Metazoa; Chordata; Actinopteri; Clupeiformes; Engraulidae. Gene Ontology annotation, cellular component: membrane.